UCUGUGUGUCUGUGUGUCUCAGUGACGAGGACAUGCAGAGCCUGGCCAGCCUGAUGAGUAUGAAGCAAGCUGAUAUCGGCAACCUGGAUGACUUUGAGGAGGAGGACGAGGAGAAUGAGGAGAACAGGGCCAACCAGGAGGAGAAGGCUGCUAAGAUCACAGAGCUGAUCAGUAAGCUGAACUUCCUGGAGGAGGAUCAGGACAAACCCCCUGCCCUCUGCUCCAAUCCCUUCGAAGAUCCGGCUGAUGAUGUUGAUGACCCCUCCCACCUGGAACACACCAAUCACUUCAACCCGUUCGGUGAUGACGAUGAUGGACCCCCCUCCCUGCCCCCCUCCCUCACCCUCCGACAGGACCCAGAGGCCUACUAUGUCCAGGAACCCUCCAACCCCUUCGACGAGGACGAAGUCAACACACACUCGCUCACAGAGUACAACCCGUUUGACGAGCCCGACCAGGACCCAGACCCCGACCCCCAGGGGCCCCAGGUCCAGCAGUCGGAGGCUCCCAAACCCAGGGGGAGGAAGGGGGUCAGGCCGGUGGAUAUGAGCAAGUACCUGUAUGCUGACACCAACCCACCACCAGAGGACCAACUGGAUGAGUGA
Messenger RNA from Oncorhynchus keta (chum salmon), 605 nucleotides. RefSeq names its product EH domain-binding protein 1-like. NCBI's taxonomy places the organism in Eukaryota, Metazoa, Chordata, Actinopteri, Salmoniformes, Salmonidae. The transcript is spliced from 3 exons. The record is from RefSeq and is a predicted model, not a curated record. The coding region runs from base 33 to 605 and encodes 190 amino acids.